Rotaria sp. Silwood1 is the source of this 996-nucleotide messenger RNA. NCBI's taxonomy places the organism in Eukaryota, Metazoa, Rotifera, Eurotatoria, Philodinida, Philodinidae. The record is from the annotation of a GenBank genome assembly.
AUGGCUUUGGAUUUUGGCUUUGGAUUUGUAGCUGGUGUAACCGGAACAAUAGCUGGUUAUCCAUUUGAUACAGUAAAAGUUCGUCUUCAAACACAAACACUCAGUCAUCGUUUAUAUUCUGGUUCCUUAGAUUGUUUUAUUAAAAUUGCAAAACAAGAAUCAGUAUUAGGUUUUUAUAAAGGCAUGUCAUCACCUAUGUUUGGUGUUGCACUUAUUAAUGGUAUUGUAUUUUCUGUUCAAAACUUUUCAAAAGGUUUAUUUGAUAAUCCUGAUACAUAUAAAUCAUUAGCAGUAACUGGUGCUAUUGCUGGUGGUGUACAAGCUUUUGUUUGUUCCCCAAUUGAACUUAUUAAAACACGUUUACAAAUGCAAGGUAUUGGACAACAAAGAAAAUUAUUUGCAUUAACAACUCAUUUAUAUAACGGUCCAAUUGAUUGUUUAAAAAAAUCUUAUAAUAGACGAGGUGUUCGACAUGGUGUUAUGCGUGGUAUAUCGAUGACACUUGCACGUGAUAUUCCAUCAUUUGCUGCUUAUUUUCCAGCUUGGCAUUUUUUUGUUACACAUUUUUCUCCAACAGGUAAAGAAGCAGAUAUGCCUAUGUAUAUGAGUUUAAUGGGUGGUGCUUUUACUGGUAUUGUUGCUUGGACAGUAUCAUAUCCGUUUGAUGUUAUUAAAAGUCGAUAUCAAGCAGCAAGAGAUCAUGUGUAUAAAGGUGUAUGGGAUUGUGCAGUUAAAUCACUUCGUACGGAAGGAUGGCGAGUAUUUACUCGAGGCUUUGUACCAUGUACUCUUCGUGCCAUUCCAACAAAUGCAUUUACAUAUCCAGUUUAUGCACUUUUAAAACAAACAUUUGAUUCACCACAAGACGAUGACACAUCAAUCAUAACAACAACAACGACUACUACUACUAAACCUAUUGUUAAAUCACAGUCAUUACUAUCAACAGAAGUUUCGUCAACGAAAACGAAAUCAAUCGCCCCAAUCCAAUCAAUAUAA